Molecule: messenger RNA, 2257 nt
Organism: Theobroma umbraticum
Lineage: Eukaryota; Viridiplantae; Streptophyta; Magnoliopsida; Malvales; Malvaceae
Product: BTB/POZ domain-containing protein At5g03250-like
Molecular function (GO): protein binding
Source: RefSeq, a predicted model, not a curated record
UUCUUUUGUUGAUUAUUUUGAUGAAUAUCAUUCCAGAAAGAGUUCAUUGUUUAGUGUAACGUCGAAACUGUUUGUUUCUGUCUUUCCUUGUGUGUCUUUUUCAUGGUGACAAAGGAAACGUUUGGUUUUUAAAGUGAAGAAAAACAUGGCAUGCAUCAUGAGGCUGGGAUCUAAAUCUGAAGCCUUUCACCUUGAUGGCCAAACCUGGUUGUGUUCAACUGGUCUUUCAAGCGAUGUCAUUGUUGAAGUAGGGGAAAUGUCCUUCCAUCUUCACAAGUUUCCGUUGCUGUCCAGAAGCAGAGUGAUGGAGAAUCUUAUUAAGGACUAUUCUGCUGAGGAUGAGAAAAAGUGUGUUCUGCAAUUCCAUGACAUGCCUGGUGGAGCCAAAACCUUUUUGCUUGUAGCCAAAUUCUGCUAUGGCAUCAGAUUCGAACUCACUGCAUUAAAUAUUGUCAGCCUUAGGUGUGCAGCCAAGUAUCUUCAAAUGAAUGAAGAUCAUGGGGAAGGAAAUCUCAUAACACAAACAGAAAAUUUUCUGAAUGAAAUCUUCAGUAACUGGACAGACUCAAUCAAAGCUCUUGAAACCUGCGAAGAGGUUCUACCAUCUGCAGAAGAGCUUCAUAUUGUUUCACGAUGCAUAAAUUCCUUGGCAAUGAAAGCUUGUGCUGAUCUGAGUUUGUUCGGUUGGCCUGUGUCAGGAAGUGGUACUGCUGCACAAAGUCCAGAGGACAUUGUCUUAUGGAAUGGAAUAAGUGCAGCAGUCAAACCACCACCAGUGAGUGAAGAUUGGUGGUAUGAGGAUGUGUCCGUCCUUAGAUUAUCUCUGUAUAAAAGGUUGAUUCUAGCUGUUGAAUCAAGUGGCAUAAAGCCAGAGAGGAUUGCUGGUUCCCUUGUCCACUAUGCGAAGAAGCAUCUUCCUUUGUUGGGUAGGCAGUCGAGCUUCCAGAAUUGGGACCAUGCUGCCCCUGGAUCAACUGUGUCUGGCCUAUCCGAUGCGGAUCAAAGGAAUCUCCUUGAAGAAAUAGUGGCAUUAAUACCUAAUCAAUCAGGUGCCACCACAAUAAAUUUUUUGUUGAGACUUCUACGAACAUCGAUGAUUUUACAUGCUAGUUUGUCAUGUCAAGAGAAGUUAGAGAAGCAGAUUGGGGCUCAGUUGGAUCAAGCAGCUUUGGAAGAUCUUCUGAUACCAAAUAUGGGGUACUCAGUGGAGACCCUUUAUGACAUUGACUGUGUUCAGCGGAUUCUUGAUCACUUUGUUCUGGUAGAUAAUGAGGCAGUUGACUCUGGUUCUAAUUAUAUAGUUGAUGAGGGGCAGCUUAUGGGAGGUUCCCAUCCAAUGACCCCAAUGACAUUGGUAGCUAACCUGGUGGAUGGAUAUCUGGCUGAGGUGGCACCUGAUGUUAACCUGAAAUUGCCAAAAUUUCAGUCACUGGCAGCUAUUAUUCCUGACUAUGCCAGACCCUUAGAUGAUGGAAUUUACCGUGCAAUUGACAUAUACCUUAAGGCACAUCCCUGGCUGACAGACUCUGAGAGGGAACAAAUAUGCCGCCUCAUGAACUGCCAGAAGCUCUCAUUGGAAGCCAGCACUCAUGCAACCCAGAAUGAGAGGCUACCUCUCCGAGUCAUUGUCCAAGUUCUAUUCUUUGAACAACUUCGGCUCCGCACAUCAAUUGCUGGUUGGUUCUUUGUCUCUGACAACCUUGAAAACUCACAAAAUCCAAGUGGGAAUCUUGAGAUUCCCAGAAAUAAUGCGUCUGCACAUGUGGGAACUACCCAAGACCACUUUUUGGCAGUUGAUGAUAUAAUGGAGCGGGUUUCCGAGCUUGAGAAAGAGUGCUUGAGCAUGAAAGAAGAACUUGAAAAGCUGGUUAAAACAAAGGGUGGUUGGAACAUUUUCUUGAAAAAAUUUAGUUUUAAAUCGAAGUCUAAGUCCUGUGAUCCGAAAACAGCAAAGCCUUCUGAUUCAAAAAAAUCAAGGGCCUAUGAUUCCAACACAUCAGCAACAGCUUCAUUCACCAGUGGAAGAGAAAAUCACAAGAAGGGUGAGUACGGCUUACAGGUUUGGAAAGAAAACUAACAAGGGCAAACCUUCUGUUUAGUGUUGUGCUUCACCUCUUUCCUUCUGGAUGCUAGUUAGUCAUUAGUCAUUCGUUAGUUUGUAGUUGCUGUAAUUAUGUUUAGACAUCUUUAGAUCAUGAUAGGUUCUCAGUAAUUCUUAACCAUUAAAGCUGUCAUUGUCUUUUCUUCGGUACUGAUA